Messenger RNA from Malassezia pachydermatis, 2358 nucleotides. RefSeq names its product cytoplasm protein. Gene Ontology annotation, cellular component: nucleus; cytoplasm. NCBI's taxonomy places the organism in Eukaryota, Fungi, Basidiomycota, Malasseziomycetes, Malasseziales, Malasseziaceae. The record is from RefSeq and is a predicted model, not a curated record. The transcript has 2 exons. Gene Ontology annotation, molecular function: protein binding. The coding region runs from base 1 to 2358 and encodes 785 amino acids.
AUGUUUAUGUUGAAGAGCUUGUUCGGCAAAAUAUGGAGUGAUCAGGAUAAUGUUGAGCUCGUUCAGCUGCCUGCUGGCUCGCUCUACCUGCUGCGCCCUGGUGGCUUGCAGGGGGCGCGUGAAUGCAUUUAUACGGAGGCCUUUGCCACCAUCCGUCGCACACCCACGCCACGGAAUUACCAGCUGGUGGUGACACGAUCGAUCGGCGAGAAGGAGUCGCCUGUGGACGAAUCGGAUAUCCUCGCGGACGAGCACUCGUUCUUGAUCGACGAGGCACUGCAGUUCCGCGCAUCGAUGCACGACGAUGCGCCUACUUUUGUCUGGCGCGAUUUGCAAGGCAACCCGAAUGACUACCUUGAGUUUGUGGUCGAUACGAAGCAGGUGAAUUCUGUCAUGCGCUCUGUGUUUGAAGUGACCUACCUACAAUGUGCAUGGGAACGCAAGACGGGGCGAAAUCAUGAAGAGGCGACCGAUGAGGAUCUUGAAGCGUUGAAAGUGCCAUCACCGUCCGCCAAGGCCGACGAAACGAAGACGGAGACGCCAAGUGCGCCUGCUGUGGCGUCUUCUUCAGUCGCCAUACCGACCAAGACGCGACCUCCGCAAGCGGAGUCGUUGCAAAGUGUCACUGGCUCGGCGGAGCCGAUCAUUGUACUUACAGCACGCGCCGAUUUGUACUUGUACGACCAAGCGAGUGGACUGUUUAUGCGCCAGGAAAAGAAUGUGACGGCCAAUGUAGCGGAGGCAGGCCGCUUCCUCUACUGGAUGGUCGUCGAUGGCGCGUCAGCGCCGUGGCUGAGCCAGGGCGUCGACUCGCGCAUGAACAUGAACUUUUCCCAGGAGAAUCUGAGUGCUGUCUGGAACUAUUACGAUGAGAACCAGCGUGUGUACUCUUGGCUCUUGCGCUUUAGUGACAAGAGUGCGUACCAUGCUUUCCAAGAAACGUUCUCGCAUUUGCUAUGGGAGACCCUGCAUGAGGAAAAGUGGGGUAAGGCAUCGGCGGUGGAGCAGCAGUAUGUUGAGCAAGCGUAUGAGCAGGAUGUGGCUAUGACCGAUGAGGCAGGUGCAUCGCAUGUGCACUCCCUGCUCUCGCCUCGCCAUACUUGUGCGCUGAGUGACGAUGACGACGAUGCAGAGGAAGUCGAAGCGGAGUUGGAUCCUAUGGAUGAGGACGACGACGAGACGUACGAGGAUGCGGAAGUGGAGGCUGCCACGCAGCUCGACGACACCCCUGUGAUGCCCGACAGCGCGCAUGGGGAGCGCAACUCGGCCUUGGCGGUGGGCUACAAGUCUGAUCGUGCGUUUGUGGUGCGUGGCGAUAAGAUUGGUGUGUUUAAGCAUACCGAUGACGACCGGCUUGAAUUUGCGACGGCCAUCAACCGCAUUACUACACCGCAAGGCCACUCUUUCGCGCCGAAGCGUGUGAUGCUGCAUGACCAGGACUCGGCGAUGGUACUGAUGGACCCGUCGAACCAGCAUGCGCUGUACCGCAUGGACCUGGAGUACGGCAAGGUCGUGGAGGAAUGGAAAGUGCACGAGGAUGUGCCUGUCCAGAACUUCCUUCCGUCGUCCAAAUACGCGCAAAUGUCCGCUGAGAAGACGUUUGUCGGUACAUCGCGCAAUGGCAUCUUCCGUAUCGAUCCGCGACUCAAUGGCAACAAGCUGGUCGACUCCCAAUUCAAGCAGUACACAAGCAAGAACGACUUUAGUGCUGCGGCUACCGAUGAGAAAGGCCGGUUGGCUGUCGCAUCGAACAAGGGCGACUUGCGCUUGUUUGAUCAGAUCGGUAAGAAUGCCAAGACCGCGCUUCCCGCGCUGGGCGAUCCCAUUCUCGGCGUCGAUGUCUCUGCGGACGGUCGUUGGGUCAUUGCUACGUGCCGAACCUACUUGCUGCUGAUCGAUACACUAAUCAACGAUGGUCGGUACCAAGGCCAGCUGGGCUUUGACCGCAGCUUCCCUGCGGAUGCCCGCCCGUUGCCUCGCCGCUUGCAAUUGCGGCCGCAUCAUGUGGCGUACAUGGAAUCGGAGGUGCACUUUACACCGGCUCACUUUAAUACCGGCUCCGAUGCCGAGACGUCCAUCGUGACAUCGACGGGCAACUAUGUCGUGUCGUGGUCCUUCGAUGCUGUGAAGAAAGGCAAUCCCUACGCGUAUGUCCUCAAACGCUACGGCGGCACCGUCGUCCGGGACGACUACACGUACGGCUCCGAUCAAUCGAUUGUUGUGGCGUUUGAGAACGAUGUACAGCUUGCGAAGCGCGCACAGCUGCGCAAACCCACGCGCGCGUCGUUGGCACCCUCGGCAUGGUCGUCCGCCCCUCGUUCCAGUGACGUGCGUGCGCGUCGCAAGACCCAAAGCUAG